AUGCAGACAGGUCAAAGCUGGGUCUUGUACGAGAAGCCCAACUUCAAAGGGGAGAAGAUAGCUCUGGACGAGGGGGACAUAGAGCUCACCUAUCCCUUCGACCCCCCUGAGGAGGAGGAGGAACAACAAUCACAGCGGAAUGGAGAGAACGGACAGAAUGGACAGAAGGUGGGAGGAGAAGAAGUGGUGGCGGCCAAGCCGGACAGGAGGUUCAUCAUAGGAUCAGUACGAAGAGCAGUCAGGGACUACAGUGUGCCAGAGAUCAGUCUGUUCCCAGAGGAGAAUGCAGAGGGGAAGAAGGUGAUCUUCAGAGACACGUCAGAUGACGCCAGGAUAUUCGGCUUCCCCAUCAAAGCCAACUCCAUCAUCAUCAACGCUGGACUAUGGCUGGUGUAUGCUCAGCCUUUCUUCCAGGGCGUACCACGUGUUCUGGAGGUCGGGGGGUUCCCCAACCCUGCAGCCUGGGGCGUGGAACAACCCUACGUGGGCUCAGUGCACCCUCUCAAAAUCGGUGAACCAAGAGUGGAGAAACCUGGUGAGCCCAAGCUGGUGCUCUAUGACAAGCCCUACUUCACUGGGAAGAGCAGGGUAAUCUACACCAACAUGAGAGACUUCAUGACCAGAAUGGACAGACGGCAGACUGCCUUCAUGUGCAGCGCUGGAUCCAUCAAAGUACAGGGAGGCUGCUGGGUGGGCUAUGAGAAGGAGGGUUUCCGAGGCCACCAGUAUCUGUUGGAGGAGGGAGAGUACCACGACUGGAGGGUGUGG
This is a messenger RNA of Coregonus clupeaformis (lake whitefish), 768 nucleotides long. RefSeq names its product beta/gamma crystallin domain-containing protein 2-like. NCBI's taxonomy places the organism in Eukaryota, Metazoa, Chordata, Actinopteri, Salmoniformes, Salmonidae. The transcript has 7 exons. The record is from RefSeq and is a predicted model, not a curated record. The annotation marks the transcript as partial.